AUGAAUUAUUUAGGCGGACCUACAUGUGCGGUCAUCGCUUACAAAUGUCCGAAUAUUAAAGUGACCAUUGUUGAUUUGAAUCCUGCUCGCAUUGCAGCUUGGAAUUCUGAUAAAUUACCAAUUUAUGAGCCAGGUCUUGAUGAAAUUGUAUUUGCACGUCGUAAUGAAAAUUUAUUCUUUACAACCGAUGUAGAAAAGGCCGUCAUAGAAGCAGAUUUGAUUUUUGUUUCAGUAAAUACUCCAACAAAAAAAACUGGUCUAGGCGCUGGUUAUGCUGCUGACCUUGCUUAUGUUGAGUCAGCUACAAGACAGAUUGCAGACGUGGCAAGGAGUUCAAAAAUUGUAGUUGAAAAAUCAACUGUACCAUGUCGUACAGCAGAAAGUAUGAGAACAAUUUUAGAAGCAAACUCCAGGGAUGGUAUUCACUUUGACAUACUAUCGAAUCCUGAAUUUCUUGCUGAGGGUACUGCAAUUAAUGAUUUAUUAAAUCCUGAUCGUGUUUUAAUCGGUGGUUUACAAACACCCGAAGGAACAAAGGCUCAAAAGGCUUUGGUAGAAGUAUAUGCUAAUUGGGCAGCAAAUGCUUUAUUAGCUCAACGUAUAUCAUCAAUUAAUGCAUUGUCUGCAAUUUGUGAAGCAACAGGUGCUGAUAUUGAUGAAGUUGCAUAUGCUUGUGGAAAAGAUGUACGCAUUGGUCCAAGAUUUUUAAAGGCAUCAGUUGGAUUUGGUGGAAGUUGUUUUCAGAAAGAUAUAUUAAAUCUGGUUUAUCUAUCUGAGCAACUAAAUCUUCCUGAAGUUGCUGCCUAUUGGAAAACUGUUGUCGAUCUAAAUGAAUAUCAGAAAAACCGAUUUAUUUCACAAAUCAUCAAAACAUUGUUCAACACCAUCACCUACAAAAAAAUUGCAUUGCUUGGUUUUGCAUUUAAAAAAGAUACUGGUGAUACCAGAGAGUCUGCUGCCAUCACUUUAUGUAAAGCUUUUAUUCAAGAAAAAGCCAAAGUUCAUAUUUAUGAUCCAAAAGUUAGCGAAGAACAAAUUCAUCUUGAUUUGACUGAACCUGUAAAGAAAUCUAUCACUAUUAGCAAAACAGCUUAUGAAGCAUCUGAAGAUGCUGAUGCCAUAGUUAUUACAACUGAAUGGGAUGAAUUUAAGACAUUGGAUUAUAAAAGAAUCUAUUCAAAAAUGCAUAAACCAGCUUUCAUUUUUGAUGGUCGUCUUAUUCUUGAUGCUGAGAAAUUAAAUUCUAUUGGUUUUAAAGUAUUCACCAUUGGUAAAGCUAAUAAAUAA
This is a messenger RNA of Entrophospora candida, 1287 nucleotides long. The record is from the annotation of a GenBank genome assembly. Lineage: Eukaryota; Fungi; Glomeromycota; Glomeromycetes; Entrophosporales; Entrophosporaceae.